This is a messenger RNA of Camellia sinensis, 2286 nucleotides long. Its product is annotated as zinc finger CCCH domain-containing protein 18. Lineage: Eukaryota; Viridiplantae; Streptophyta; Magnoliopsida; Ericales; Theaceae. Gene Ontology annotation, molecular function: metal ion binding; RNA binding. The record is from RefSeq and is a predicted model, not a curated record.
UUUCUGUCAUUUUGUUUUCUGAGAUUAGGUGUCGUUUUUGCAGAGUGUUGAAGGCAUGAGGGAAGAGAGAGAGUGAGAGUAGAAGAGAGAGCAAGAGACAGAAACAAACCUUUUAUUGUGUUUGAGUGUUUUCUAUGUUUCUUUUCCUCCUGAUUAUCUGUCUUCCUCUACCACAGACUCAAAGAUUUUGUGGGAGCGAUUAGAUUUGAAAUGGAUCCUUUUGAGGCUUUAAGUAUUGUGUUUAGUCGAAUUCGGAAGUUAGAACCAGAGAAUGUUUCAAAGAAGAUAAUCGGCUAUAUUCUUGUACAAGAUGGCAGUCAUGAAAUGAUUCGGUUGGCUUUUGGGCCGGACAAUUUAAUCCAAAACUUGAUACACAUAAUCAAAAUUCAACUAGGAUUAGUACCAAAACCAGUUGUUUCGCCUCCGAUUUCACCUUCUAUGAACCUGGACCCCUUUACUCCGUUCUCACCAUUUUCAUCCCGGGUGACGUUGAGGGUCCCAACUCCCUACUGGGACCCACAGGUCAAUCCUGAGCACCAAACAAUGCAUGAUCCCCAUUUCAUACCAGUUGGCUACUCCGAUUCUGUCCCGGAAGAUUUCAGGCUCCAAAAUCGGGCCCAAAUCAUGGGCUUGGAGGAUCGGUUAGAGCCGGUUAAUUCAGGAAUUCCUGCCUUUUCGAGUGAUUAUUAUUACCCAGAAGUGAGAAGCCAACGGUCUCCGACCCUAUCUGAUUUCCCAAUAAAAGCUUGUCACUAUUUUAAUAAGGGGUUUUGUAAGCAUGGAAGUAACUGUAGGUACUUUCACGGACAACCUUUUCCUGAGAGCUUCUCUCCGAUGUUUAGCCCGGGUUCGAAUGAAAUUGCUAAUGAUGAUCAUAUGUUUUUGCCCGGUUCACUUGAAAAGUUGGAAUUGGAAAUUACUGAGCUCUUGAAAUUAGGAAGAGGCAGUCCCAUUUCAAUUGCCUCACUGCCCAUGUUGUACUUCGAGACAUACGGGAGGACUCUUCAGGCCGAAGGGUACCUCACAGAAAGCCAGAGGCAUGGUAAAGUGGGUUAUAGUUUGACAAAGCUCAUUGCCCGAUUGAAGAGCAGUGUGCGGCUGAUUGACAGACCUCACGGGCAGCAUUCAGUUAUACUGGCAGAAGAUGCACCGAAGUAUAUGGAAAACCGGGGUGAAAGAAAUGAUCCGGGCCCAAUUGUUAGUGGAUCACGGCAAAUAUAUUUAACUUUUCCGGCUGAGAGCACUUUUACUGAGGAAGAUGUUGCCAACUACUUCGAUACCUUUGGGCCGGUUCAAGAUGUAAGAAUUCCUUGCCAACAGAAAAGGAUGUUUGGGUUUGUUACUUUUGCUAAUGCAGAUACUGUGAAGAUGAUUUUGUUGAAGGGAAAUCCACAUUAUGUUUGUGGUGCUCGUGUUCUUGUGAAACCGUAUAGAGAAAAAUCAAAGCUUUUUGACAGGAAGUACCUAGAGAAAAUGGAGCCUCUGAUGCAUUACGGUUCACACUUUACAGACAUGGAUUCUGACCUUCACUCAAGAUGGGAGUCCUCCCGGAUGCUCAGGAAGCAGUUUAUGGAAGAGCCGGAAAACGCUCUGGAAAUCCAGACAUGGCGUCUCUCAGAGAUGCAUUUUGCACAAAAAACUCCCACCAAUAACUCCUAUUUUGGCUACUCCAUGGAUGAGGUCAAAGCUUCCGAAGAUCAUUCCAAGUUCCCAUCAGCAGAAAGUUUUACCUAUCUGCCGGAUGUUCUGAAUAGCAGGCCUACAAGUGAUGAUAAUCCCAAGCAUGCAGGGAUCAAUCACGGUGAUCAGGAGAGUGGUCAAGGUCUCAAUCUCCCGGAGAGCCCAUUUGCAUCUCCGAUAGCAAGCAACAUUUCUACAGUCAUAGAUUAAAGCAACAAUCAGAAGAAAUAUAGGGUUCACAGAGUACUGGCUUUGAAACUCAACACCUUUACUGCCAAAGAAUACAGCUCUUUUUUUUUCCCUUUUCCGUUUUCUCGACUAGUUCGUCAGGCGGUCAGUCAGUCAAAACUUCCUGCAAGUACAAACUAGCGAAAGUGAGAAAUAUCAGACGCGUAGAAGAACAUGAUAACAGGAAAGAAAGUACAUGUAAGAAGGUUCUACAGUUUUUGUUUUUUUAAAUGUUUCCACAGAAGGCAAGAGGUCCGAAUAGAAUGUCGUGUAGUCUUUUAUUAGCUGAAAACUAGCACACAUGUAGGGUUUCAGAGAUGUGAAAAUAUGUUUAAUCUCUGUAAAAACCGUGCAAUGGACAGAAAAUACCUUUUUGUG